GGAGGAAGCCCUCCACUAUUAAACUGCCAGAAUACCUCGCACAAGUUUCCACUGACCUGAAUUGCGCAUCUAUAACCAUGCCAAAGCAAACACAGUUUUAAAAGAGAUAAUUAAAAGAGAGUGUUGCUUGGAAAAUUUCUGAAGCCAGCAGGAUGAGUAAUGGCACCAAUAGCACAGCAGCACAAGGCAAAAAUGGGGACAUUUUUAGCACAGUGCUGUUACUGUAUUGUGUUAUUUUGCUUCUUACCAUCAUAACCUUUCUUCUACUGAUCAUAUUGCUCAAAAAGUACUGCAAAAUGUGCAAAGAUUCCAGGCCUGACUCGAACAUUGAAGGAGGCACUUUUCGCAUGAGUGAUCUCAAAUGUAAUUCAGACCUUGAUAAUCCUAAUAACGACAUCAUCAGUCAAUCAAACAACUUACAAAACUAUACUGCAUGCGAUGAUGAUUCGUCCUCUACUAGCUCCGAGAGCUUGUGUCAUUCAUAUGGAGAUAAACACAAUGACAAUAACCAGCAAUAUAUGAGUUUGAAAACCACCCUUCAAAGUGCAGAUUAUGAAAAUAUUCCUGAAGGAAAAUCCACCAGCGCACUAGAUUAUGAAAAUAAGAAGGCAAAGAAAAACCGAGACUAUGUAAAUGUAGAAGAACAGCAGAAUAUGCCUUUAACUAAGGGCAGAAGAAGCAAAACUGACAGGCAUCAAGAAGACCAGGAUGAGAGUCAAACCAGCAGUGAGAGCAGCAGCGACGAGAGCGACGACCAGUCUAUAAAUUACAGCAUGGUUGUCUUUAAAGAAGCCACAAAUACAGUCAAAAGAGAGCACUGAAGCUGCUUUUCUGCUUCAAGAUGUUUUUAAUAAUAUUUCAUUUGCUUUUUAUCUUUUUUUUUUUACUGCAUUCUGUCAGUGGUGCAGUCAAUAAUCAUAUACUAGCUCAAUCAUGACUUAACAACAUGCUCUAAAAUGACUGCUUUUAUUUUCAGUGCUGGUUUCAUUUGUCAGGUGCUUUUGAAUGUGAGGUAUAAUGUGCAUUUUCACCAUAUAUGGUAAAAGAGACCUAAUUUUAGGUACAAGACCUGCAUUAUGUUUUUGAUCUGAUAAAUGUAGUCUGUGGUACUGAUUGUAAUCAUAAUAUCCUGUAAAGCAGGAACCACCGCGUGCAGCUAAGCAGGGUGGCAAGAUGAAAGGCUUAUUUUCAGUUUCUGUAUUUCUGUGUGCUAGUAAUUAGUCUAUUUCAUAUACUUUGAGUUUUUUCUAUGCAAACAUUACAGUUUUAUUCAGUCAAGCUUGUUAUUGUUAUAAAAUGCUGAACUUGUACAAAGUUUUUUUUUUAUUAUUGUUUUAUUGUACCAGUUUAGUUUCAGUUAUUUUUAUGGUAGUGUAUUGGAGUAUUCAUCUAUAAGUACAUUUGGAUUUCUUUGGAUUUUUGAUUUGAGGAUUAAUCUUUUAUUGUCACAGGUCUUAUGUUCAAUUUCUAAUCACUGGAAAACACCCAUUUUUUUCAUACUGAAUUCUACAUACAAAAAAUACAAAAAAUAUCU
This is a messenger RNA of Ictalurus punctatus (channel catfish), 1534 nucleotides long. RefSeq lists its product as uncharacterized. NCBI's taxonomy places the organism in Eukaryota, Metazoa, Chordata, Actinopteri, Siluriformes, Ictaluridae. The transcript is spliced from 6 exons. The coding region runs from base 153 to 821 and encodes 222 amino acids. The record is from RefSeq and is a predicted model, not a curated record.